AUGUCGAUAACAUCUGUUGAAAACUUAUCAAAUGAAUUAUAUUAUGAAAUAUUCGAUUAUCUUCAUGGUAAUGAAAUCUAUCAAGCAUUUUCGAAUCUUAAUUAUCGUUUUCAACAAUUUCUCGGUUCUUCAUCAUUUCCAUUGAAAAUUAGAAUUAAUUCAUCAUCUUAUAAAUCAUAUAUGAAUACAUAUCAACAACUUUUAUUAAACAAUAAACAUCGAAUUAUUUCCUUACAUUUAUCAUUAUCAUUACACAAUCAUGAAUUUUUCUCAUCAUAUUCCAUUAAUUCAUCAUUUAAUUGUCUUGAAUCAUUUAUGCUUUUUAAUAUUUCACUAUAUAGACUUUUAUCACUUCUUACUAGUUCAACUGGUCUACCACGACUUUUUUCAUUAACUAUUGAUAUACAAUGGAUAUUGGACGAUUUAACGGAAGUUUAUCGAUUAAUUUUUAUUUUACCAAAAUUAAAAUAUAUGAAAUGUUCAACAAAUGGAACUGUCAUAUCUAUGUUAUUACCAAUUGCUAAGAAGGAACAAUUAAGUAGUAUUGAAUAUCUUGUGAUUAAUCAUUCUUGUACUUUUAAUCAAGUUUCUACUAUAAUAUCUUAUACACCUAAACUUUGUCAUUUAAAUUUUAUGACAUUUUAUGAUAAUUAUUUUAAUAAUGAAAUAUUAUUACCAAUGAAUUUAUUCCGUCUAACAUAUCUAUCAAUAAAAAUGUAUUAUGUAAUGUUGAAUAAAUUGAAACUAUUUAUUACAAAAACUGGAUGUAAUUUGAAAGUUUUACGUGUUAUUACUCGUUCGUAUGAACGAGAUUGUCUUGAUGCUGAUCGAUGGCAAGAAUUUAUUACAAAUUAUUUACCGGAUUUGGAAAAAUUUUAUUUACAAUAUCAUGAAAAAGUUGAUCCUGUAGCUUUAACGUCUUAUGUCCUACUUUCGAAUAAAUUUCGUUCUUUAUUCUGGAUUGAACGACAAUGGUUGAUGGAUGUUGAAAUGAAUUCUUCGAAAAUUGUCUGUUCAGUUGGACAGUACAGGUAUAUUGAAAUAACUGUUUUAUCUUAA
Messenger RNA from Rotaria sp. Silwood1, 1059 nucleotides. Lineage: Eukaryota; Metazoa; Rotifera; Eurotatoria; Philodinida; Philodinidae. The record is from the annotation of a GenBank genome assembly.